AUUUCUGCUAUCAACACCUUGUAAUUCGCCUCGAUCUUUCGGGGAGAGCAUGCCUAAUUGCAGGCUGGACGACGGGGUUGCUGGACGAAGACCCACGAUGGACAACGAUUUGUGUGGAUACGUGUAGAUCCGAUGUACGAUUGCCUGAGCUGCAGACGACAAUGCAGUAACCAUCAGAUGUACCACAGCCUAUCGACGCAUUCGCAACGUACAUCAGAAUGGAGUAAUACCAACUCCGUCAACCAUGGCGAAACGGCGUAGACUAAAUCCGAGGCCGUCCCGAUCGUCCAUUCCGGAAUCAAACCACGAUUCUACCACCACACCACCCGAAAUAUCAGAAGACGAUACCUGCCCCGUCUGCCAACUCCUCCUGUACCGCCCGGUCAAAACAGGAUGCAAUCACACCCUCUGUCAAUCCUGCAUGGCCACCUGGGCGGAAGUGAGCCUCAGCCACGAAAUGCAAAUCGUCGACAUCGACACCGACAUCGAGGACCAACAAAGCCACCAACCGUUCGAUGCCGCCGAGGAACUCGAAGCCCGGUGUCCCAUGUGUCGCACACAGACCACCGCCAGUCUAGACCAAGUUCGAAGCCAGGAGUUACAAACCAAAUACCCAGAAGCCUACACCCAACGCCUAGCGGAAGGAACGCCUUCUGACCCGGACACAACGCAAACGCUCCAAACCCUCACCCUCCACAUAGGCAACACGCACCAGCUCACCACCCCCACGCAACCAGUCGAUGUCUCCGACCCCACGCCCCCAAACCGCCACGCCUGGACCUUCUUCCUCCGCCCCAGCAACCCGCACCUCCUAGAAGAAGUGCACAUCCACCUGCAACCCACCUUCCGCCCUGCCCGCGUCAUCCGCACCCGGCCCCCGUUCGAAGUCAGUCGGCUAGGUUGGGGCACGUUCACUGUUACGGCGCAGAUUUUGCUCAAAGCGGGGUACAGCUGGGUGCACGCUGAGGCGCAGGAUAGUCCGGAUGGGGCGGAAGGAGGGAUGUUGGGGGUGGAGUGGAGACUGGAUUUCGCGGGGAGGGGGAGUAUGGGGCGUUUGAGGGUUAGGGUGAGG
Messenger RNA from Neohortaea acidophila, 1072 nucleotides. RefSeq lists its product as uncharacterized. The record is from RefSeq and is a predicted model, not a curated record. The annotation marks the transcript as partial. NCBI's taxonomy places the organism in Eukaryota, Fungi, Ascomycota, Dothideomycetes, Mycosphaerellales, Teratosphaeriaceae. Gene Ontology annotation, biological process: regulation of DNA-templated transcription. The transcript has a single exon.